AUGACGCUGCAGUGGGUGGCAGUUGCAACUUUUCUUUACGCUGAAAUAGGACUCAUUUUAAUCUUCUGUCUCCCCUUUAUUCCUCCUCAGAGAUGGCAGAAGAUUUUUUCAUUUCAUGUCUGGGGUAAAAUUGCCACUUUUUGGAACAAGGCUUUCCUUACCAUUAUAGUCCUACUGAUUGUUCUGUUUCUGGAUGCUGUGAGAGAAAUAAGAAAAUAUUCCUCUGCUCAUGCCAUUGAGAAGAGCGUAACCAGCAGACCUUUUGCCUAUGAACAUACACAGAUGAAACUUUUUAGGUCUCAAAGAAAUCUUUACAUUUCUGGAUUUUCAUUAUUUUUUUGGCUAGUGUUAAGACGUCUGGUUACCCUCAUUACUCAGCUGGCAAAAGAACUGUCAACCAAAGGAGCACUUAAAAGUCAAACAGAAAAGACUAACAUGGCUGCCAAAAGAUUUAUGGAAGAGAAUGAGAAACUAAAACAGAUAUUGAAAACCUAUGGCAAAGGAGAGCAACAUGUAUUGGAAGUAGAAAAUAAAAAACUAGUAGAAGACCAGGAAAAACUGAAGACUGAAUUAAAGAAAACUUCAGAUGCCCUUUCUAAGGCGCAAAGUGACGUGAUGACAAUGAAGAUGCAAUCAGAGAGACUUUCAAAAGAAUAUGACCGACUCCUGAGAGAGCACUCAGAACUUCAGGAUCGUUUACAAAAAGGCAGUAAGAAAGGCUUGUGA
Molecule: messenger RNA, 726 nt
Organism: Orycteropus afer afer
Lineage: Eukaryota; Metazoa; Chordata; Mammalia; Tubulidentata; Orycteropodidae
Source: RefSeq, a predicted model, not a curated record